AGUGCAGCAGUAAGCGGUGUUCAACUUCUCGACACAUAAAAUUCUUCUAUGUUGCGUUUGUCUUCCUGUUUUUAGUGACUCUGUUAGGAUUUUAUGCAACGUUCAGACACGUCGAAAAUCUAAAGAGAAAUCUUUUGACAGACUGUGUUUGUGGGGAACAAAAACAACAACCGUUUACUCUCACCAAAACCAGAGUUCCUGAUGAAGUCCAGCAACACGGAAAAGGUGGCAAUGGUGAAGACGAGAACAGGAGAGUAAAACGCGAAUUGGAUUGGAAUAGUAGAUCGGAUUGGGCCUGGGUGUCGACUUAUGCCAGAGUACCGAUGCAAGCUAUUGUUGAGCUAUGUAAUGUGACAAAGAAUAUGUGUGCAAUUUCUAAAGGACCUGGCAAUGAGGAUGACAUGACAGAUUCAGAUAACAGUGGGCUACUUGGUUUACCUGGUCCGCCUGGUCCACCUGGUAUCAUUGGUCGUCCAGGUGACAAAGGUGAACCUGGUAAUGAUGGAUUAAAUGGUUUACGAGGAGAUAAAGGUGAGAAGGGAUUUAUGGGACCAGAAGGUCCACCUGGAUUAAAAGGAGAUAUUGGAAUGCCAGGUGUGAAUAAUAUUAAAGGUGAAAAAGGUUCACCAGGUGGGGUGGGUGAUACUGGUAAACAAGGACCUAGAGGAAACCGAGGCAAAAAGGGUGCCACAGGGCUCAGAGGACCUCCAGGAUUCAAUGGAACCUGUUCACCAUGCUUGGCUGGUCUAGAAAAUGAGGGAAAAAACUCAGACGGUGGUAAUGAUGCUAUAGUAACUGGUCCACCCGGUCCACCCGGUCCACCAGGUGAAAAAGGUGACACAGGUAUGAAAGGUGACCAAGGAGAAAAGGGAGAUAUGGGAGAACCUGGUAUCGAAGGAGAAAUGGGGAAUGAUGGAUUGGAUGGAGAAAUGGGUCCAGAAGGCCCACCUGGACAGAAAGGAGAAAUGGGCGAGGAUGGAAUGGAUGGAGAAAUGGGACCAGAAGGCCCACCUGGACAGAAAGGAGAAAAAGGAUCUGAUGGAAAACAAGGAGUUCAAGGAAUUGAUGGAAACGAUGGAUUACCUGGAGUCAAGGGUAAUACAGGAGAUAAAGGAGAGAAUGGUUCGAGGGGAAUGGAUGGAAUUCCGGGAGUACCAGGGUUGCCAGGACUACCAGGAGAAGCAGAAUAUAUUGAAGAUGAUGAGGAUAUUGUUGCCAGUGGUAUAAUCAUAACUGGACCCCCUGGCCCUCCUGGCCCACCAGGUCCACCUGGACCACAAGGGCCUAUAGGUCAAGGUGAGAAAGGUGAUACUGGUGAAAUUGGUCCAAUGGGACUCACUGGACCAAAAGGUUUACCAGGACAAGAUGGAGUUGAUGGAGACCCAGGCCAGAAAGGAGAAAAAGGGGAAAUGGGGAAUGAUGGAGAAGCAGGAGAUAUUGGGCUACCUGGCAUGAAGGGAGAAAUGGGAUCCCCAGGUGAAAGAGGAAUAAUAGGACAACCUGGUUCAGAUGGGAUGCCUGGAGUUCCAGGACAAAAAGGAAAUGAUGGAGUUAUGGGUGAUAAAGGAGAAAAGGGAGAUCUCGGUAUUCCUGGAGUACCAGGGCCAAUUGGUCCUGAGGGCAAGAAGGGUGACUCUGGAAAAGAUGGAAAUCCAGGAAUUCCUGGGUUACAGGGGAUAGGUGAACCAGGAAAAGAUGGGAAAGAUGGAAAUCCAGGAUCACCUGGAAUACCUGGGAUAGGUGAAACUGGAAAAGAUGGUCCUCAAGGAUUGCCUGGAGUACCCGGAUUAGAUGGACAAAAAGGUGAUAAAGGGGAUAAAGGUGAACCUGGAAAGGAUGGUAAAGAUGGGGAAGAUGGGAUGACAGGUCCAGUGGGACCAGAAGGUCCCAGAGGAAGAAAAGGUGAUGAAGGAGCUGUUGGUGAACAAGGUGAAAGGGGACUAAAAGGAGCUAAAGGAGCAUCAGAUGAUACAGUUAUAGAAAUUAAGCCUACAGAAGAACCCAAAUUGUUGAGACCACAGAAUACAUAUUGUGAAUUGAAAAGUGUUAGAAAUCCCGAGACAUUUUUCAAGAUGGGAGCUUACUGGGGAAGUUGGAUGAUGGAUCCACUUGUGAUAAGUGAUAAAAUCUGGACUAUGUCUCACUUUAAUGGCAACAUAAUGAAAGAAUGGAACAACAUUGAUGAGUUGAAAACUAAACAAGGUAACAAAGAUUACAGACUACCGGAACAUUGGGAAGGUACCGGUCAUAUUGUAUACAACAACUCAGUAUACUACCAUGUGGCCCGCACCAGAGAUAUUGCAAGAUAUGAUAUGAUAACUGAACGCAUAGUAGCAAGAAAUAAACUACAGGGAGCUGGAUUUCGUGACACUAAAUAUCUUUAUGCUACGGAGUAUACAUAUAUAGACUUGGAGAUAGAUGAAACGGGUCUGUGGGCUAUUUAUAGCACAUCUCAAAGCAAAGGAAAUAUGGUGAUAAGCAAGCUUGACACACUUGAUUUGAGCGUUAUUCGAACAAUAAAUACAGACUAUGAAAAACGUGCUUCCGGUGAUGCUUUCAUUAUCUGCGGCGUACUCUACUCAACAAAGAGUCCUAGGGUGAAAGAAACAACCAUUAAUUUUGCAUAUGACCUGUUUAGCGGAAAGGUGUUAGAUGACCUGGAUAUACCAUUUAGGAAUGAAUAUGGUCUGAAUGCAAUGGUCUCCUACAACCCAUAUGAACAAGUAAUCUACUCAUGGAAUAAUGGCUACUUAGUGAAAUAUCCACUGGAGCUAGAAUUUUAAAUCUAAAUAUGCCACAUGCAGAACUAGGCCUGAGACUAAGUUUAGCUAUUGUACAAUUGAUGACAUUAUAUUAAGUUCUAUGUGAGGAAACAUUCAGGACAACUCAACUCUAAGGAAACACUUGCCAUACAAUUACACACCUACUACUAUACAAGGAAAUCAUUACCAUACAAUUACACACCCACUACUAUACAAGGCAAUAAUUACCAUAAGAUUACACACCCACUACUAUAUAAGGGAAUAAUUAUCAUACAAAUACACACCAACUACUAUAUAAGGAAAUCAUUAUCAUGCAAAUACACACCUGCUACUAUAUAAGGGAAUAAUUACCAUAAGAUUACACACCCACUACGAUAUAAGGAAAUCAUUAUCAUGCAAAUACACACCUACAAGCAUAUAAACAUGCCAUAUAAAGAAUUAUUUCCAUGAAAAUUACUAAUUCAUAAAAAAUCGUGUUUAUAUACUCAAAAUAUGAAUGAAAUGGCAUUUACUACUAACUAUGUGCCAAUGGUUUUGUGAAUGAAAAAAUUAUACAAUAUUGCAUUUUUUUUUAUAUAACUAACGUUAUAGAUUUCAUAGAUAUAUGCAUUAAGUUGGUGAACUGGUGUUUAAUUUAAUCAAAAAAGAAUGGCUGAUAUUUUUGUUAUAUUAUUGUUGAGUUGAAAGACACAUUUUAAUAAUUGCAAUGAAAUACUAAAUAGCAUGAUAGGCAUGGUGUACUUAUUCAAA
Saccoglossus kowalevskii is the source of this 3512-nucleotide messenger RNA. RefSeq lists its product as uncharacterized. Gene Ontology annotation, biological process: extracellular matrix organization. Lineage: Eukaryota; Metazoa; Hemichordata; Enteropneusta; Harrimaniidae. Gene Ontology annotation, molecular function: extracellular matrix structural constituent conferring tensile strength. The record is from RefSeq and is a predicted model, not a curated record.